Molecule: messenger RNA, 5608 nt
Organism: Anas platyrhynchos (mallard)
Lineage: Eukaryota; Metazoa; Chordata; Aves; Anseriformes; Anatidae
Product: RCC1 and BTB domain-containing protein 2
Molecular function (GO): protein binding
Source: RefSeq, a predicted model, not a curated record
CCCUUAGGGAAGAGCCGGGCUGCGUUUCCUCAGCUCGGCGGCAGCCGCACUCCCAGCCCCGAGGGGCCGCUCCGGCUGCGGGAGGAGGAUCCCGGGGAGGCGCUACCUCCCUUCCCUCCCCCUCCUGCCGGCUGAGGAGGCGCCUGAGAGCGGCUGCACCCUCCCCGGCCCCUCUGCAGGGAGGAGGAGGAGGAGGAAGAGGAGGAGGAGCCGCCGCCUGCGGGGAAGAAGUAAACCACUAAUUACAUGAAAAUGGCUCCAGCAUCCUCCUAUAAUGGUUUUCAGCAUUAAAGGGUGACUGGAGGGUUUGUGGCAUGGAGAAAAGAAUUUGAGAUUUGUUUCUUCUGCUUUAAGCGUUUUCCCUCUGGUAGAUGAUGAUGCAUUUUUCCAGUCAGUUCCACUCUUGCUGCUCCCUGGUGGACACAGGCGCAAAUCUGUAUGGAGGAUGAAACUCCUCCUUCUCAAGAAGUCAGUGCCAAGGUCUUGGAGGCAACAUUGUUGUCAGCUCUAAAGAUGCUGGAUAUUGGGAAAUGGCCCAUUUUUUCUCUUUGUUCACAAGAAGAGCUCAAGUUAAUUCGUCAAGCCUGUGUGUUUGGUAACGCUGGUAAUGAAGUGCUGUAUGCGACUGAAAAUGAUGAGGUUUUUGUGCUUGGCAUGAACUGCAGUGGGUGCUUGGGAACAGGAGACAUCCAAAGCACUAUUGAACCAAAGAGAUUAGAUUCUCUGUGUGGCAAAAAAAUAGCCUGUCUGAGUUAUGGAAGUGGUCCUCACGUUGUUCUUGCUACGGAAGAAGGAGAAGUGUAUACAUGGGGUCAUAAUGCUUAUAGCCAGUUGGGCAAUGGUACAACAAAUCAUGGUUUGGUUCCCUGUCAAGUCUCCACUAACUUGGUGAACAAGAAAGUCGUUGAAGUUGCUUGUGGCUCUCAUCAUUCUAUGGUGUUAACAUCUGAUGGAGAGGUAUACACAUGGGGUUAUAACAACUCAGGCCAGGUUGGGUCUGGCUCAACAGCUAAUCAACCGAUUCCUCGAAGAGUUACCAGCUGCCUACAAAAUAAAAUAGUAGUUAACAUAGCCUGUGGACAGAUGUGCUCCAUGGCUGUGGUGGAAAAUGGAGAGGUCUAUGUCUGGGGUUACAAUGGUAAUGGGCAGCUUGGACUGGGCAGCAGUGGUAAUCAGCCAACACCAUGCCGAAUUGCAGCCUUGCAGGGCAUUCGUGUACAGAGGGUUGCCUGUGGCUGUGCACAUACGUUAGUGCUAACGGAUGAAGGUCACAUUUAUGCCUGGGGAGCCAAUUCAUAUGGCCAGUUAGGUACUGGGAAUAAAAGUAACCAGUCCUACCCUGCGACAGUUGUUGUGAAUAAGGACAGAAUUAUAGAGAUCGCAGCCUGCCACUCUGCUCACACUUCGGCUGCCAAGACCCAGAGUGGCCAGGUGUACAUGUGGGGCCAGUGCCGCGGCCAGUCUGUGGUCCUUCCCCACCUCACUCACUUUGCCUGCACUGACGAUGUGUUUGCUUGCUUUGCUACCCCUGCCGUUAUGUGGCGUCUCCUGUCAGUAGAGCCUGACGACCAUCUAACAGUAGCCCAGUCACUGAAGAAGGAAUUUGACAACCCUGAAACUGCAGACCUGAAGUUUCUAGUGGAUGGAAAAUACAUCCACGUCCAUAAAGUUCUUCUCAAAAUUAGGUGUGAACAUUUUCGAUCCAUACUGAAUAAUGAUGAUGAAAUUAUAGAAAUGAGUGAAUUUUCUUAUCCCGUUUACCGAGCCUUCCUGGAAUACCUGUAUACAGACAGUAUUAGGCUCCCUCCUGAAGAUGCAAUAGGACUGCUAGAUUUGGCAACACUCUAUAGAGAAAACCGAUUGAAAAAGCUCUGCCAGCAAACAAUCAAACAAGGCAUUUGUGAAGAGAACGCGAUUGCUCUUCUGUCUGCCGCUGUCAAGUAUGAAGCUCAGGACUUGGAAGAAUUUUGCUUCAGAUUUUGCAUAAAUCAUUUGACUGUUGUUACACAAACGCAAGGCUUUGCAGAAAUGGACCAUGAUCUCCUGAAGAACUUCAUUAGCAAAGCAAGCAGAGUGGGAGCAUUCCGAAACUGAGACCCGAGCACCACCGAGCUGAAGAGCACAUCCUCUUCCCUCCUGGAAACACUUCUCCUUGGAGAACUUACCCAUGGUCAGAAUGUGCAGAGGUGUGGAAACAAAGACUUGGUGUCCACCAGCUUUGGAAGUGUCUCGAAGUCUGCUAACGUACAGCUUGUGGAAAGCUGCCUUCCAGCAGAGAUGUAUAGGGAGAGUUCACUGGCAACGGCCAGAAUUCGACAGCAAAAUCUAAUACAGUAACUUCCUUUGCCCGCGUAAGCAAACUAAGCUGUCAUUAUCUCGCCUAUUUUGAUUAUUUGCCUUUUGUUUUUUGUAUCUGGAUUUUAAGGGGCAGUGACACGUUUGCUGCUAAAACUUCUCUAGUGUACUACUAUCACCAAACUAAGUUAUUAUGCCAUAGUGGGCUUCUUUGUGCCUGGUUUAUCAUUCAGUGAAGAUACAAACUUGUUUUUCCAAAUACGUGACAAAGUAACAUGCAUUUUGUUGAGAGGAGAGGCUUUAGAUUGGCAGGAGCUUUUGUCUUGCUACACGUUCAUUUAGAGUGUAAAUACUUAAACCAUGAAGAGCUUCAGCUGGAUAUCACAGGAUAUAGUUCCUGGUAGUUAUGCCCAUUGUUCUAGACAAUGACAAAACCCUUCCUCUCCUUUACACCAAGCACAUUCCCUGGCAGCCCAGUGGGGCAGUGAACAUUCAGUAGUAUCAGUCUGGACACAAAUUACUGAUUUUGGAGUGUUUCCGAGCACUCUGAAAAACAUCUGCUUGCUCGUUACUAAGAAAAAGAAACCCGAAUGAAAUCUCCAGGAAAGGGAAGUUCCACUUGAGGUUUGUUUGUUUAUUCUUGUCUUAGUGCCUGUCUCCAGACAGAUCAUUUUACUAAAAGUGGAGAAAGAAAGAAGAUAAUUAUAAAGUGAAAAAAAAAUUAGUCUUACGAUGAAAUCAUGGAAGUGAGACUCAGGCUAUUUUCUGACUGGGACACUUUGUUCAAAUACAUUGUCGUAGGUUCUCCACUGGUCUCUCGGGGUGACCACGCUGCUGCAUUACAUGGUGUUUUAGGUGAGAGGAGUUGCCCUCUGGACGUGCCUCUCGUAUCACUGACCUGUGAGGGUGACGGGAUGGCUCACAUGGAGCAGGCACCUGAUUCCUCGCUGCCUGCAGUGAGCAAAGAUGAAAUCCCACUUCGUGUUACGCAGAGCAGGGCUGCCCCUUUACAGAAGACGCUGAGCUCAUGAAGCAGUUACAAUUGUUUAACAGGCAACUGUAAAUUAACUCUUGAGGAAUUAUUUCUCUUAAAAGACCGUGUGAAGUGGCUUUAAGGGCCUUUUGUGGCAUCUUACAAAUGCAGCAGGCCAGCAGCUGGCUGUCUAGGCUCAGUGCACUGAUAGAUGUUGUGCAACCUUCACUCAGACCUUGCUCUCACACAGAAGCCUUUGCUGACUUACUCUUAUCCUCAUGUGUGGUUUCCAAGAACCACAUUUAAUUCCCUUAACUGAGCUCAGCUUCAUUUCAUCAUUUCUGCUGUCCUUCAUUAUGUCAGGUUAUUAUUUCUCAAGCAAUUGUAUUCCUUGAGGAGGAGGAAGAGGAGCAGCAAGUCUGGAGAGAAGAGGCAGAGGAGCGAGUAGUUCCCCUUUUCACAUCAGGCUCUGGGGAGGCGUGCAGUCAGCAAAAUUUACAUAGGAAGAGGGCUGUAAGCAAAUUAAUUUGGAAAAAUGCUCUGGUUAACAAACAAAAAUCACUUCCGUUUUCAAACCGUCACUAGAAAGAUACUGGAUUAUCUACUGCUACCACUCUUUUUUUCCCUGUCCCUUGAUCAUACAGCUUUGUCCAGCAGCGUAACUGCAUCCUUCAGCAGCUCUGUCGCUAUUUUAUAUUCAAACAGAACUGGGCAAAACUUUGCAGUACAUAAUGCAGUUUCAUCAAAACCACAGCUUCCCUCUGGGGGGGGUAGAUCUGUUUCGAUAAUUGUGUGUUGAAGGGCACUUGAUGCAGGCACACAGAUAAAAUAACAUUCAGAUCGGGGCACAAGUUUACUGCAAACCUCGUGGGUUUUGGUUAAAACAUCUUUGCCCAGCAUUACUGAUAUCAAGAGCACAGAUACAAGGCAAUGCCACAUGAGCUGAGGCUGGGGAAUUCCAAACAUUUUGGCUGAGUCAGGAAUGGAUGGGGUGAAGCCUUUGUCCCCCCUCACCCCAGGGCCCGAGACCCGCCUGGGUAGUUACGAAAUGAUGAGUUCAAAAAAUGUACGAUAAAAGUCUCUCCAAAUAGUCCCGUUGUUUUACUUCAUGAGCCCAAACUGGCAAAAUGAACUCUCCAUUUUAUUUAUUUAUUAUUCAACACCUGAUCGAAGCCAUUCUCUGCUCAACGAAGAGCCUGGCUCCCCGGGGAUCCCACUCUCCAGAGUUAGCACCACCACGCCCCUGUGCUGGCUCAGGCUCAUAACGCAGUGUUCAACAUCCUGAGAGGCCCAGACAGAAACUACUGCAGUCAAAGUGGUGUUUCCUCAGCGAUGCAUUUUUUUGGCUUAAUCGGACCAAUCGUGCCUUUGGUUGUUCUUGUGUUGUUUGUUUUUUUUUUUCCCAAUUCAUUUUCCUCCUGCUCAUCAUUUUCCACGUCCCGUACACAUUAAAGCUUAGCUGUAGUUUCAGAACAGCUGCCAAAGCCUGUAAUUUUGAGAGGAAGCAUCUCCGGACUGAGAGAACGUGAUCCUAAAGAUCUCCUGUGUCCGUGUUGGCUUUUAUUCAGGCAGUGUGUAUCAUUUGACCUGGAUGUGACAGUACUUUAUUCAUAGAGAUGUUUAUUUAUUUAUUUGUUAACCCUCAUUUGCAUGCACUUUCCUUGGCACUUACAGGUCAGUGUUUAAAGAAACAAACUGGCUUAAGUGGUUAAAUUUGGACGCUUGUGCAUAAAUGUGCUUGAAAGCCAAUCAUGGGAUGCUUUAGAAGAAAUUAAGGAUGCAUUUUACCAUUGUACGAUUGUCUGCAAAAGACAUACAUUGUGGAUCUUGGAGGUUAAGUACUUAAUAAAGGGGUGGGUCUAGGUCUUUUUAUGGGACACCACAAACAAAAAAAGGUAUUUGUUAUGUGAAAAUGUGGUCCUGCAUAAAACGUGCCUGGGGUUGAAACUAAGAGAGAUCUUCAACUGCUCAGAAAGGGAAACGCAGGUGGAUCACUUUCUGAAUCAAGUGGAAUUGGGAAGAGAUGAUAGGACAGGAAUAGGAUCGCUUAAAAGUUACAUUACUGAAAUUAAAGAGUUAGCACUGCGAUGCCAUUUAGUAGUUCUGUUAUACCUGGUAACUCUGUAAAGUGCUGUUUUUAUGUUAUCUGAGUAAUUUCCAUGUGCUUUCCUUGUAAAACAAAGCAUUUAAUUACUCUGUAGAGACAGGACUCGCUGGGUACCACCUAACGAUGUAGAAAGUUCACAGCCUGAACAUAAAAAUGUUUUGAUUACUUGUUUCUUAAUAAACUUGCCUGGUUUUAACAGACCAUUAAUAAAAAUGUCAUAGUAUUUAAAAGUG